CGGCGACGAGCACUUCUCGCUGGCCGUGCAGGAGGGCCCCGGCGGGGACCAGCGUCCCGAGCUGGUGCUGGCGAAGGCGCUGGACCGGGAGGAGGCGGCGUUUCACGAGCUGGUGCUGAGGGCGAUGGACGGCGGAGAGCCGAGGCGGACGGGCACGGCGCGGAUCCGCGUGUCGGUGCUGGACGCGAACGACAACGCGCCCGUGUUCAGCCAGGCGGAGUACACGGUGCGUGUGCCAGAGGACGUGCCCGUGGGCUCCGCUCUCGUCACGGUCACGGCCACCGACGCCGACGAGGGGAUGAACGGACACGUGGAAUACAGUUUCCAUAAAAUUUCAGACCGGGCAUCGCAACUCUUUCACUUGGACUCUGAGACAGGAGAAAUAUCCCUUCAAGGCGAUUUGGACUUUGAGGAAAUGUCUGCGCAUGAAUUGGAGGUGCAGGCUCGGGACGCAGGAGAGCUUUCUGACACAUCGAAAGUCGCGAUCACGGUGACAGAUGUGAACGACAAUGCACCCGAAAUGACGGUUUCGUCAAUGCUAAGCGCGAUCUCUGAGGCCUCGCCGCCGGGGACGGUGGUGGCCCUGCUGCACGUGCAGGACCGGGACUCGGGGGCCAACGGCGACGUGCGGUGCAGCAUUGCCGAGCGCCUCCCGUUCCGUCUGGAGAAGACGUUCGAGGACUACUAUCGCGUGGUGACUGCACAGGAGCUGGACCGGGAGGAGGUGUCGGCGACAACGUGUUACAAUGUGAGGUUGCGGGUGUCGACCGGCGGUUCCCCGCCGCUGUGGAGCAGCGCGGUGCUGGCGCUGCGCGUGCUGGACGUGAACGACAACGCGCCGGUGUUCGCGGAGGCGCGCUACAGCGCCCGUGUGCCCGAGAACAACGCGGCGGGCGCGCUGGUGCUGACGGUUCGGGCGUCGGACGCGGACUGGGGUCAGAACGCGCGCGUGCGGUACCGGCUGUGGGAGGGUCGGGUGCGCGGCGCGGCGCUGUCGUCGUACGUGUCGGUGCAGGCGGAGACGGGCGCGCUCUCGCACUUCGUGGGCAUCGACGGCGUCCGCGCCUUCCUGCACUCCUACUCGCACGAGGUGUCGCUCACGGCCGACUCGCGCAAGAGCCAGCUCCGCUUCUCGGGCGGCAGCUGCUGCGACACCCUGCCGGCCCGCCCGCCGCCCGACGAGCCCGCGCCGCUGCUCGGGGAGGACCCUGCCGCCGCCCGCCGCGCCGAACCCGACCCCGACCCCGACGCUCCCUCG
Molecule: messenger RNA, 1258 nt
Organism: Charadrius vociferus (killdeer)
Lineage: Eukaryota; Metazoa; Chordata; Aves; Charadriiformes; Charadriidae
Product: protocadherin gamma-A4-like
Biological process (GO): homophilic cell-cell adhesion
Cellular component (GO): plasma membrane
Molecular function (GO): calcium ion binding
Source: RefSeq, a predicted model, not a curated record